Messenger RNA from Drosophila persimilis, 993 nucleotides. RefSeq lists its product as uncharacterized. The record is from RefSeq and is a predicted model, not a curated record. Bases 144 to 818 code for a protein of 224 amino acids. Lineage: Eukaryota; Metazoa; Arthropoda; Insecta; Diptera; Drosophilidae. The transcript is spliced from 2 exons.
GUCGUACAACGGCAGCAUCUAACACCAGUCGCAAGUCGCGGAGUGGGCGCCCGAUCUCGUCGAGAAACACUCCAAACAGAAGCAACCAGACAACAACAAAAAACUACAACCUUUAUCUCGCCUUACUCAAGUGAUCUUACAAGAUGUUCAGCCGUCAACAGCUAAUGCUCAUCUGCCUGGGUCUGGGAGUCCUUGGCUGCCUCUCGCUGCCCAUUGAGAAGCCUGCGGACAUCGAGGAGGAUGUGAUCAGCAUAGACAAUCAGCCGCAAAAAGUGAUACGUGUGCAUCCGCAGGACCUGCCCUCGAAGAAGGAUCACACCGGCGCCAAUAUGAACUCGUCCCUCUUCCAGAUUCAGACCCUGCGACCGGUCACGAGCACCGGCAAUCGGAAGUACGUGGACUCGAAGCAGAUGCGGAUGCGCAUGAGGAAGCGUCGCCCCAGGCCGGCCACUGACGGUGAAGACUCGUCGCAGCCCAUCCAAGCCUUGAAACAAAAAGAACUAAAAGCCUUUCCCAAGCAGAAAACGAAGCAACAGAAGCAACUAAAGUUCAUCCCCCCCCAAACAGACGCUGAGGAGUAUCUGAAUGGGGACAUGGACAUGGACACGCUGAAGGACAUGGCGAGCCAGUUGCUGCCCGUGCAGAUGACACCCGGCCCGUAUCCCGUCUACUACGUGGUGUCCAAGACCAACGGCCGCUUCGGCAAAUUCCCCAUCAAGGCCUUCGGCUCCCCGGCGGAGUUCUCCAAGUAUCUGGUCAAAAGCAAGGCGGAGCCCAUCAGCCGGCACCAGCGCUUCGAGGGCUACGUCCGGCGCUGAUCUUGUGAUCUUUUUUGCCUAGUUAAAUUAUAAAUUAUGUAUAAAUUAUUACCUCAAAAGUAAUCACACAAUAAUUGUAAUCCUACUCAUAAACAUAUUCAUAAUUAUGUAUGUAUUUCGAAUUUCGGCUUUCGGCUAAUUGCCGCAAUAAACUCUUACCUGUGCUUAAACUUAA